This is a messenger RNA of Chondrus crispus (carragheen), 879 nucleotides long. RefSeq lists its product as hypothetical. The record is from RefSeq and is a predicted model, not a curated record. The transcript has a single exon. Bases 1 to 879 code for a protein of 292 amino acids. Lineage: Eukaryota; Rhodophyta; Florideophyceae; Gigartinales; Gigartinaceae. Gene Ontology annotation, molecular function: zinc ion binding; carbonate dehydratase activity.
AUGCAGGAGGAAUGGGCCAUUUGCGACACAGGGAAAGAGCAGUCGCCAGUCGCACUGUCUUAUCGCGAAGCAACCUCGCAAAGUGCCUCCCGACCAACGCUCAAAACUAGUCCGGGCAAAGUCACCGUCCGCAUGCGAGAAGUCAAUCCGUCGGCGGUGAACAGAUCGCUUCUAAUUGAGCCAUACAUCCCACCACCUCCGCCUCUUGUGGGUGAUGCGCCACCCGUUGAUGUGUAUAGGCCGCCUGAGCCUUUAGCAAUCGUCACAAUUCCGGAUGCUGGCACAUACGCGUUUCGGAGCUGUCACUUCCACGUAGGGGGUUCUGAGCAUGUUGUAGAGGGCAAGCGAGGGGAUAUGGAAAUCCACUUCGCCUUUGAAAAGAUUUCGGGGCAAUGGGCCAGGGAGAAACCACUUGCCGCGGUUGAGCAAACCUCCACCGAAACCGUUCCUCCCCCAUUGGAAACCAUAGUUACACCGACUAGAGCAGACGGUUUCCCAGCUCCUCAGGCGCUAGUUGUAGCUAUUAUAUGCGAUCAAGCAGAGAACUCUGAUCUCUGGUUGCAAGAGCUAUUCGAAAACUUUCCUCUCAGUAAGUCUGAGAUUGAGUCUCGCCCAGCUGGCAUCGCCAUGGACUUUGAUUUUAGAGAUAUUCUUCCAGACCUCGAACACACCAGCUUUUUCUCCUACGAUGGUUCGUUUACAAGGCCCCCCGGUACCGAGGGGAUUCGUUGGCUAGUAAUGGGGGAACGAACAAAAGUCGCGAAGCAAGAUUUACAGGAUUUGCUGGCUGCUCAAAAUGGUUCCAAUGUGAGGCCGCUGCAGCCGCUUAAUCAGCGUAAGGUGUUUCGAUUCCCUGCGAUCCCCAACCCGGGCGACUAG